AUGCCCCCUGGGUGUGGGGCAGGGCUGGUGCCCCUCCUGACCCUGUGGGGCAGGCAGGGCCAGCCCGUGUACUCCAUCCCUCCUGGAGGCUUCCGGCACCCCUACCCUGCGCUGGCCAUGAACGCCUCUGUGUCCAGUUUGAUGUCCAGCCGUUUCUCCCCGCACAUGGUCCCACCACCCACCCACGGGCUGCACCCCUCGGGCAUCCCCCACCCCACCAUCGUCUCGCCCAUCGUCAAGCAGGAACCCACCCAACCCGGCGUCAGCCCUGGAGGCAACUCGAAGUCCCCUGUCUCGGUGAAGAAGGAAGAAGAGAAGAAGCCCCACAUCAAGAAGCCCCUCAACGCCUUCAUGCUCUACAUGAAGGAGAUGAGGGCCAAGGUGGUGGCCGAGUGCACGCUGAAGGAGAGCGCGGCCAUCAACCAGAUCCUGGGCAGGCGGUGGCACUCGCUGUCCCGAGAGGAACAGGCCAAGUACUACGAGCUGGCGCGCAAGGAGCGGCAGCUGCACUCGCAGCUCUACCCGGCCUGGUCUGCGCGGGACAACUAUGGCAAGAAGAAGAAGCGGAAGCGGGAGAAGCUGCUGCAGCCGCAGGAGCCCGAGAAUCCCCUCCCAGCCCGGAGCAAGAAGCCGAGCGUGGCGCCGCUGGUUCCGGCGGAGAAGCCGAGCGGCCCUGGCGGGCCCUCGGAGCAGGCGCAGCCGCUCUCCCUCACCACCCGCGCCCACCUGCCCACGCACCCCGCGCCCUUCCUGCCGGGAAAAGCCUCUUCCUCCUGCUCCUCCAGGCCCAGCCCCUUCUCGGGGCCCUCCGCGGCUCUCCUGGCCUCACCUCCAGCCCUGCUGGCCACCAGCCCGUCCCCGCAGGCCGCCCUGCAGACGCAGCCUCUUGCCCUGGUCACCAAACCUGCUGACUAA
This is a messenger RNA of Chaetura pelagica (chimney swift), 915 nucleotides long. It is a transcript of the gene TCF7L1, whose product is annotated as transcription factor 7-like 1 (T-cell specific, HMG-box). Gene Ontology annotation, molecular function: DNA-binding transcription factor activity, RNA polymerase II-specific; RNA polymerase II cis-regulatory region sequence-specific DNA binding. Gene Ontology annotation, biological process: regulation of transcription by RNA polymerase II; canonical Wnt signaling pathway. The transcript has 6 exons. Lineage: Eukaryota; Metazoa; Chordata; Aves; Apodiformes; Apodidae. The coding region runs from base 1 to 915 and encodes 304 amino acids. The record is from RefSeq and is a predicted model, not a curated record. Gene Ontology annotation, cellular component: beta-catenin-TCF complex.